Alternaria arbusti is the source of this 876-nucleotide messenger RNA. RefSeq lists its product as uncharacterized. The record is from RefSeq and is a predicted model, not a curated record. Bases 1 to 876 code for a protein of 291 amino acids. NCBI's taxonomy places the organism in Eukaryota, Fungi, Ascomycota, Dothideomycetes, Pleosporales, Pleosporaceae. The transcript has a single exon.
AUGACGUAUGUGCUCAAUCCACUCCCUCUACUCUCGUACUUCACUGCGGCUUUGGAACAACUCACAACUGCUAUGGCGAACGACCGUGCUAUCGCACUCAAGAAGCAGAUUGGCAACGCAGCCCACGGCCAGCAGCAGCUGCGACCGAUAUUCACAUCCUUGAACGGGGAUAACUCAUGGCUCCUGUCUUUUCCACGCCCAGCAGAGGAGCGGAAUACCACCAAAAAAGCAUUCUAUCACAUCGUACACGACCCGUGGUUCAACGGCCCCGUCAACCUGUUGGGGAUAUGGCUAGCAAGCUUCAGCCUGUCGUCUCCACCCGCCGUCAACAACGGCAGCGACGUAGAAGGCAUUGCGCGCGACAUCGAAGCUGCUGCUACAGACGCUGGGUUCCUUGCUACCACGACACCCGUCACCCAAGAUGCUUCACCGAUCGAUGCGAUCUUCGUCCGCUUCCACUACGACGACCACCUGCACAAGCCGACUCUGCUGACAUUCGCAUCAAGCAUACCCGUGUUCGCGACAACAGAAGCGAGCGCGAUCAUUCGCGGCUGGAACCACUUCGACAACAUCAUCACUACUAGCGACCUCGAGCCGGGUAUCUUCAACGGCGACUGGACAUCGUUUCAUCCAGGCAGCCCAUUACCAACCUGGCUAACCGUCUUCCGAGCCCGCGGCCACCACGAGCUUAACUUCGCCAGCGCAAUCAUUUACACGCUUUCACCGGACGUACACGAAGCGGUAUUGUACUCCCCGCACGGCAUGCGCACCUCCCAGGAGUCUCUGCAGACUCUUUUGCAUCGGUCAGCGCCGGAGUUUAAGGUGCUUGCCCUCCUAACCAAUAUGAGGCGACGAGGAUACGUAUCCUCGCGCUAA